Capronia epimyces CBS 606.96 is the source of this 2295-nucleotide messenger RNA. RefSeq lists its product as uncharacterized. Bases 1 to 2295 code for a protein of 764 amino acids. The transcript has a single exon. Lineage: Eukaryota; Fungi; Ascomycota; Eurotiomycetes; Chaetothyriales; Herpotrichiellaceae. The record is from RefSeq and is a predicted model, not a curated record.
AUGACACUGGGGAAGUCUAGUACCAACCGAUCUCUCCCUAUCAAUGCCACCACCACCAAAGUACAUGCCACAUCCAAAUCUGCUACGCCGUCUACCAAAAGCAGACCGCCAUUAGAGGCUGCAGGCAAUUCGAACGGCGAAAGCAUAACGGGCAGCUUACAGAAGAAUGAAGAACAACGACCUGAACAGCCAGAUCAGUCAGAACCUACCUCGAAACCUUCAACAGAAGAUGCGAACCCUCACGCCGCGAGCGGCCAAGCACAGGAUCCCCAGGGCACCUGGCUAGCUUGGCUGUCAAAAAAGGAUGCCCCUACAUCUAGCUUGGUAGGUGUACAAGGACAGCAGUCAUCGCCUCAAUCGGACACGGCGGUGGCUACUCCCACUCCCACUUCAACAAAUGAAAAUACCGAGGCUCACUCGGUCACGAACGAGCAAUCAAAAGACUGCUUGAACGUCAACAACAAGCGGAGUUGGUAUCAUAUGUGGGCUGGUGAUGCACUCGGUGGGAUAACAAAAAAGGAAGAGUCUUCGCGGGAUCAUGCGUCUCCUGCAACCGAAAGUCCCCAAUCGGCGAAGAGGCAAACCCAAUGCCUCGAUAUCCCCACCCCUGCUAAGCCACAGUCGAAGUCAGCUUCUCAGGCAUCAUCCCUGGAGAUUUCAGCGCCUCCACCACUCCGAGAGGAUGGCACAAAGUCCUCAGGCUGGGUAUUCUGGUCCCGGGAUAGGAAGAGACCUUCAUCAACCAAUGCGGAAAAUGAGCCGCAUGUUGGAGAGAUUGCCGUGUCAGAUACCUUAUCACAGACAAAGCCCAGACGUGCAUCAAUAUCUCUACAGGAUGACUCGACCAGACCUGUUGUUGAACCCCGUCUUCACGAAGAGCAAUCGAAGAUUGAUGUCGCUCAGAAAUCUGCCUUGACGCCGCAGGCACUGACGGAAUCGCCACAGACGCCUAAAACAACUAAACCCCAGAGGAACACCGCUGCAUCUAUGGACAGCUCAACCACCAAUGCCAAAUCUCGUAAUGCUACUGCGGUCGUAAGAGAACCCGUCGAGGUCGGAACACCUCGUACAGCAUCGCCAGCCCCGUCAAAGACGGAAUAUUCAAAUCUGCUAUUGCCACCGAUAAAAGAAACUCUCCAUCUGGAAGAGACCCCUUCGAUCUUGCAGCAGAUUGCCAGAUUACUCUACUACACGAAAGAGCCGGAGCUCAAACAUCUCUCCCUUGUCAAAGACCCCCCACGGAUAAAGAAUGCUCUCGCCAUUGGUGUGCAUGGCUAUUUCCCGGCGCCUCUCAUUCGCACCGUUCUUGGCCAGCCGACGGGGACAUCUAUCAAGUUUGCUGACAUGGCGGCCAAAUGUAUCAAGAAGUGGACACAAAGCCAUGGUUAUGACUGCGAAGUCAAGAGUGCCGCCCUCGAAGGUGAGGGUCGGAUCGCUGAGAGGGUGGAGCUACUAUGGAAGCUGUUACUCAACUGGAUCGACGAAAUCCGCCGAUCUGAUUUUGUCAUGAUAGCAUGCCACAGUCAAGGAGUUCCGGUAGCCAUCAUGCUGGUGGCAAAGUUGCUACAGUUCGGGUGUAUCAGUGCUGCACGGGUGGGAAUCUGCGCCAUGGCCGGAGUCAAUAUGGGGCCCUUUCAGGAGUACAAGUCACGUUGGAUCAGUGGCUCUGCUGGCGAGCUCUUCGAGUUCUCUGACCCAAACAGCAAGGUGUCAAGGAACUACUUUGCUGCUAUCGAAGAGGUGCUGAGAUCUGGUCUGGUCAAACUGACGUUUGUCGGCAGUAUAGACGAUCAGCUCGUGUCCAUGGACUCGUCGAUCUUUGCACCCAUCUCGCAUCCGCAUAUCUACAGAGCGGUCUUCAUAGACUCUCGAAUUCACGCGCCAAACUUCCUAUCACAUCUCGUUGGGUUUGCAUUGAAAUUACGCAAUGUUGGUGUCCCGGAUCAUGGGCUGAUUAAAGAGUUGUCGUCACCAUUGGCCGGCAGUCUGUACGGCGGAGAAGGACAUUCACGCAUUUACGAAGAUGAUGCAGUUUACGACAUUGCGAUCUCGUUUGCCUUGGAGACGAAUGCUCUUCAAGACGCACUAGUGUCCCGAAGACCAACAAGCAGCAGCGGGACAAACCCGUACAUUUUACCCUUUGCGAUGCGAGGAAUCUUAGAGGAAGAUUACGUGAAGAAAGAGCUGCAGCAGGAAGCGCAAGAAUUACUGGCGCAGUUUGAUGAAUGGAAACCGAUGACCAAGGCACUCAAAGACGUCAAGUUCCGGCUAGAAGGGAUUAGAUCGAAGUUGUAG